Messenger RNA from Amborella trichopoda, 1849 nucleotides. Its product is annotated as calcium uniporter protein 3, mitochondrial. Gene Ontology annotation, biological process: mitochondrial calcium ion homeostasis; calcium import into the mitochondrion. Gene Ontology annotation, cellular component: uniplex complex. Gene Ontology annotation, molecular function: calcium channel activity; uniporter activity. The record is from RefSeq and is a predicted model, not a curated record. NCBI's taxonomy places the organism in Eukaryota, Viridiplantae, Streptophyta, Magnoliopsida, Amborellales, Amborellaceae.
CCCCCCCUCUCUCUUCUUCCUCGCUCAUUUUUGUCUGUUUCUCUCUCUAAAUGUCAAAAUGCGUAUAUGCCCUUCUAUCUUCUUUGUCUGCUUCUCUCUUUUCUCUAAGCUGUCAUCUAUUUCUCUGUCAAAAUAUUUCUCUCUCAUCUGCCUAUAUAAGGGACAGGGUCCUUCCCAUUAACCCUGCAAUUCAAAAUCGAAUAGCCCUCCUUUUUCGGAGUCUUCGCAUUAAAUCUCCGUCUCCCUUUCUCUCUCUCUAUAUUUCCCCCGCAUUUCCAAAAGAAUCGCCAUCGCCCUCCUUUUCUUGGUGUCAUUGAACUCGCCUGUCUCCAGUCUCUCACUCUCACGAUCUCUUUGCAUUUCUCUCUUUAAAAAUGGCAGCUCGUAGAGCUCUGAGACAACUAAUGCACAGACCACCGAACCCCAGGCCCACCUCCAUCUACAUAAGCAAAAUCCCCAAGUUGCCAGAAAACCCAUCAAUUUCCAGUGAGAAGCAAAACUUCCGUCGAUUUUUGCAGCGCAGAGGCAUUUUUCAGGCGGCCACAUCGCCGGAGGUCUUCUCCCUCCCCUUGGGCGACAUGCUCAUGGAGAAGAUCAAGAAGAUCAACGGCCACGAUCGCCUCCACCUCGAAACCCUAGCACCCCCAGCCGUCGAUCCUCUGCGAGUCAGGGUCACGGUGAAAGACGUGCAAAAGCUGGUUGAGAUUGCUCAGCUCGAUGCCAUUAAAGCUUCGCUCAGAGAGCUUGAAAAGCCCUGCAUAACCUACGAUGAGUUCGUGAGAAUUUGCAGAGAAAAAAUCGGCCUUACGAACACCGAUAUUUCGCUAAAUAUCGUGAAAAAGCUCGAAGAAAACGGAAGCGUUAUAGUGCUCGGUGACUUGGUAUUUCUUAGACCGGAGCAGGUUGCAAGAGCUGUAGAAAACAUUGUAGCCAUGUCGGUGCCGGAUGAUCCCAGACGACGAGAACUAGAGAAAAUGGAGAAGGAGAAGGAGGAUAUCGAUGGUCUUGCAGAGCAACUCGUACGUCGAGAGCUAUCAUGCGGUCUAGGGAUUGUAGCGGCCCAGACAGCUUUCUUCAUGAGGCUAACCUUCUGGGAGCUCUCAUGGGAUGUUAUGGAGCCCAUCUGUUUCUUUGUCACCUCUGUGUAUGCCAUGGCUGGCUACACUUUCUUCCUCAGGACCAAGAGAGAACCAUCUUUUGAAGGAAUUUUUGCUUCAAGAUUCAGUGAAAAACAAUACAAACUAAUGAAGUCAAAGAAUUUUGAUCUAGAACGAUUUCACCAAUUACAGAGAGCCUGUAAAGGAUAUCCUCCUAUGUCUUCUCACUCUGAGCCCCGGACCACAGCUCUGGGCGCCACCCUCCCUCAUUAGGUCUGUUGGGGGAUAGAAGAUGUUGGUUUAGACCAUUGUUUCUUCAUAAUUUAGUGUUAGAGAGAUAUCUCAUGUUCUUCUCAAAUUUUUAGAGGUAAGAGGACACAAAAGUUAUCUUUCGAAUGAAGAACUGGGUAUAGAAAACCCAAAGAGUAGAAAGCAUAGGUUUUUCCUCCUUUGGAGAUGGAGGGUACCAGAGGUGUUUGGUGAAAAAGUGGGUACAGGAAAUUGGUACAUUAGUGCCAUAAUGUCUCCAAAAUAGCAUGGUUGAGUGGUUGUUUUCUCUAACCCAGAAAAUCCUUAAACAUGGGGAGAUCUGACAGCAUUGGCCCUAUGAUACGACUGUAACACUGAUUUGUAUCUUCCCUUUUUUUGGUUAAUGAAAAAUAGGCAUUGGCCCUAUGAUAUGACUCUAACACUGAUUUGUAUCUUCCCUUUUUUUUAGUUAAUGAAAAACAGGUACCGGGCCUUUUACCUCA